UGCUGAGCACAUGGUUAGAGUGGGAAGUGGGGAUGCAAUUGAUAGGCAGUUUUCUGUUGCAGCUUAUGUAAAAGAUGUUGUACUUAUCGCACUUGGAACACUCACACAAGACCACCUUUCGAAAAAACCUCCUCGAUUUGCUGGCAAUACCUGUUGCCGUAGCACCGUAAACACUUUCAGUCUGCACAACCAACCAGUCAGUUCGAUUUUCUGCUUUUGUGCCUCUUGCUAUUUUCCCCUCUGAACCCGUGCCUGUGAAAAGCUCGUGGAAAAAAGUGUGUGCUGAAGCCCCCUUUUGUGCUGUGGCAGCCUUUUGAGAACCCCCAGCAAGGAGUUCUUGGGGCAGGAAAAAUUGGUGGUGCAAGUGAAUAUUGCGGAAGAAUGAGGAUGGAAUUGUGCAGCAAAAAGUGAAGAAUUCUUGGUGUUUUUGGGGGAAGACCUAAGGAGCUUUUUCAUCUUUGGGAGAAAGCUAUAAAUUAGAGAGAGAGUCUGCAAAUUGGAAGGUGAAUUGGAGGCAAACGAGGAGAAAAUGAUGAAAAAAUGCGUUCUGCUGCUGCUGAUAGUGAGCACCGUAACAAGCCAAUUAGUGGAAAAUAGGGAUGAGAAUUCAGGGAAAGCCAAGAUAAGACGCCCAAGAUCGAUACUUGGUUUCUUCCAGUCAAUUUUCACCAUUCAUCAGCUCCAUCAAGCACAGAAAACUGACCUUUCGUACACCUUGGCGCGCGUUUACGACAUCAUGAGGAACAGUUUCUCCGACACUGCUACGAAAAAGCCAAUUCUUGCUGUUGAGCAAACAACUAGUGAACCGAACGCAACAACAACUACAACAACUGAAAGAAUGCGUCUAUCACGAAGAGAAUUUGGAAGGAUUCUUGGUCGAAAUUUCCGGGGUUUGCAACGGGUGUAUCAACUUGAGAAGCUGGAGGCUGAUGCGCAAUCAAAACGAGCAUUUCAGGAGUACAAAGUUCAACUGGGAAAUUCCCUGGCUCCGUUUGUGUACAACCUCCCGUCGGAUAACUCGCUAAAUUAGCCAUAUUUAUUAGUUUGUGUUUAGUAUUACAUAAAUUAAUUUAUUAUAUAUGAAUACCUCCCCCAGCCCCCCGGCUCCAAUCACCCACACCAGCAAAACACCUCUCCAAAUUGAACCCAGAAUUUACAGAUGAUUUUCGAUUAACCAAUUUAAUUGAUAGUCAGUGAUCUGGUGAAAUGCCAGCACAAUUGCCCAAUAUGCUAAAUGAGCUUUGUUGCAGCAUCUCAUGUUGCAAUAAUUUGCGAAAAGCAGCGUAAAUUGUAUAUAGGAAACAUUUUUUUUUGAUAGGGGGAUAUUCUGUAAUUGUAAUGUUUAGGGUUAAUAAGCGAAAAUGCCACACACUGUACACACUAUGCGGUUGUAAUUUCACUGUGAUAAAAGGCUCAAUAUUAAUUAAAAGCAAAUAACAUUUUGUUGCUGUUGAACUGCGCUUGUAGGAUUAAAUUUUGAACAUUUUACCUCAUGAAAUAUUCCUACAAUAAACACCUCAAUUUUCGGCUUCAAGAUUCACAAAAUAGAAAGCUUUCAAUCUCCUUUGGGGACAUAGAACUCUCCAAUGGACGGCCCUUUUUUUGAGCCAGAGAACCAGGUGUAAAUAAAGUUUCAAUUUAACAAUUAAA
Messenger RNA from Phlebotomus papatasi, 1650 nucleotides. RefSeq lists its product as uncharacterized. Bases 530 to 1030 code for a protein of 166 amino acids. The transcript has 4 exons. The record is from RefSeq and is a predicted model, not a curated record. NCBI's taxonomy places the organism in Eukaryota, Metazoa, Arthropoda, Insecta, Diptera, Psychodidae.